Vicia villosa (hairy vetch) is the source of this 1433-nucleotide messenger RNA. RefSeq lists its product as uncharacterized. NCBI's taxonomy places the organism in Eukaryota, Viridiplantae, Streptophyta, Magnoliopsida, Fabales, Fabaceae. The transcript has 4 exons. Bases 247 to 1107 code for a protein of 286 amino acids. The record is from RefSeq and is a predicted model, not a curated record.
AAACACACCCUUAGUAAAUUUGUGAAAAUGUAAUAAUAAAAAUUGGUCGGAUAAUUUAGUCUUUUCAUAAAUUUUAGAUUUGAGGGAUAUCAUGUAUAAUUUGGGGAGUGGCAUCUUAAUUCAUCGAUAAUUGAAGACGAAUCCCAAUUCCUCCAUUGUUUCAUUCCAGUAGCUCCAUAAUCGAAAGACCUCCACAGUUUCUGGCAUUCGGUUUUGUGUUGUUCACACAGGAAUUUUUCGGAAACAAUGAGGCGACAGGGGCAGUAUGGUGAUGCAUCUGCUAAUAGUUAUGGGGCUUCGCAGAUGCAUCAUCAUCAUCAUCAUAUGGCUGGUCAAAGGGUGGAGACUAAGUCUGGUAAUUUUGAAGGGCGGCUAGAGGCGUUCACUCCUGAAAGAGAUAAUUCGUAUCCAAAUUCUAAGCUGGAGGGUCAGUGGAGAUGGGAAUUGGAUGAAUCGAAGAUGUCUAAUCCUAUGACGUCGCACAUGUUUAAUGAAGGUCAAGGGGGUGAUGCUUCAAGGUCCUAUUUUCAAGGGCAGAGGCCUGAUCCUAAAUUAGCUUUGCAGAACCGGAGCAACAGUGAUUCCAGAUCUCAGGCCCAUGGUGAAGAUAUAGAUGUUAGAUAUGAAGGAAAUCAUUCAUCACAAACUUUUGAAGGUCUUGAGCAGAAUUUUCAUGAUGACAUUAUUAAACUGACUAAAGAACAGCAGGAUGUUGAAGAUGCAGAACAUGCCAGGCAUAGAGAGAAAAUAAACGCUAUCAAUACUCAAUAUGAAGAAAAACUGGAAGCACUCCGAGCUCGGCAUGGAAACCGCAGGGCUGAAUUUCUUCAAAGGGAAUCACUUGCUAGACAACAGCAGUAUGAGCAAAUCAUCCGGGAUCCUUACUCUUCCAGCAGUGGCAUGACACCUAGAGACUCUCAUGCUCACAGCAAUGUUAAUGCUCCAGCUUCUGGUGGAGAACCCCCACGAGGCUAUUCCGCUGAUCACUUUGAUCCCUACCGAGAGCAAUCUCGAUUUCUCGGUAAUGCAAGAGAUCAAGGAUUCGAACCUAGAGGUCCUUAUCCUGGGGGACGUGUCUAUGACACCUGUUCACGUUACUACAACUGAGUUUUGACCAAAAGUUCUCCUCUCUUGUUCGGUUUGUACCAAGUGCAGUUUAAAUUUCAUACAUGCAGUUGGAUGUAGGGUGACUAGGAUGUUUGUUGUGUUUGUGAAAUCCAGUUCCAUUAAUAAUUUUAUUCCAUUUGAGAACAACUGCGUAGAACCACAUUUAGCUAGGAAGGAUGGCAUGAAUGAAUUAACUUGUUGUAAACUGGGGUUAGGCUAAAUUUGUAUUUAUAUCUCUGUUAUCAGUUGUUUAAUGGGUUUUUUUCCUCCUGGUUAUGGUAUUUUUGUUCUAAAAAUGAUGCUCCUAGUAGUGAUUGGUUUCUAAA